Stegodyphus dumicola is the source of this 3478-nucleotide messenger RNA. RefSeq lists its product as uncharacterized. Gene Ontology annotation, cellular component: membrane. Gene Ontology annotation, biological process: transmembrane transport; monoatomic ion transport. The record is from RefSeq and is a predicted model, not a curated record. NCBI's taxonomy places the organism in Eukaryota, Metazoa, Arthropoda, Arachnida, Araneae, Eresidae. Gene Ontology annotation, molecular function: intracellularly cyclic nucleotide-activated monoatomic cation channel activity; protein-containing complex binding.
AACUGCUGACGUAAGAUCUGUUGGGUAUUCUGAAUUAUUCAGCCUCUCCAGAGAAGACGUUUUGUCAGCCAUGAAAGACUAUCCAGAAGCUGAGGAAAUUCUCCAGUCGAUGGGUCGAAAGCGCCUGAUGGAGGCUCGAAUGGCUAGUCCAUCGGACACAGCACCCCCCUUCCAAGAGAAUUCGGAGAGGCCAGACACUCGUCGAGGAAAAGAUAACAGACAACGGAAAAAAGGUAUGAGCCUGGCAUAUCUUCUCGGAAGAAAAGACACGGAUCAUGAUAAAGUCCACAAGCAUAAAUAUUCGAAUCUAUCGAAUUCUUCCGACGCACCCGGCGAUUCCACCUCGAGCCCGCAUCGGGAGCCAGUCCAAAAUCAGCAACUACAAAAUUCUUUUAUAAAGUCCAACCAUAUCGUUUCGGAAAGUCAGAAACAGAAGAAUCCAAAUGAUGAAACCACUUCCAAGGCAACUUCUUUGGUGGAGCAAAUAACUGCAAAACUGCGUAAACGCAACAACAAAAUCCCGCGCUUUGGUGUGAGGAAGAAGCGCACGCUGUGGUGCAAGAUAUCUAGGUUAGUAACUCCUAAAAGAAGCAGAGGGUCAUCUACAUCCAAGCAUCCUGAUGCGCAAGAAUCCGCAGAAGACUUUAAUCAAAAAACGAAAGCGAACAGCUGUGAUGUUCUUCUGAGACCUGAUACUUUAGGGCUUACGAAUCGCAAACGAUCCAUAGUGACUACUCAAACUAGUGCAAAAAUUUGUGAAACACGCAGGACCAGUUGGCAGCCAUCUAAACCCUCAGUCAGCAACUGGAAUAGAAGCGAGUUGUUCACUUUAUCUUCUGAGAAAGCUGCUGAGGUGGUAAGAACUCGGCGAAAGACUCUGACGGAUGGAACGCUGCUAAAGACCAAUUUCAAACAGGACAAAUUAGCAGCAUGCCAACCGAAAGUACCCGGUGUGCUUCUCACGGGAUCCGGACUUAACACUCGCAGCGUUUCUCCAGACAUAUCACCUAUGUCGUCAAAUUAUUCUUUGACGCCGUCCACUACUGAUGACGAAGGAAACCCCGAAGAUGUAGCUGAGACUAAAAAGACGGUAAUGCCAUCUAAAGUUGCGGAUUCUGAGCAAGUACCAAAUGUGCCAACAUUAUCUGCCAGCAUGCAAGAUUUUUUAUCCAAAAUUGCGCAAGAUUUUAAAGCAACAAUGGAUACAUAUAUUGCUGAAACAGAGAAAGAUUUAUGUUUGAGGAUAUUAGAACUAGAAGAAGAAAUCAAACAAAAAGAUAGUACUAUAAGAGAUUUACAAUUACAAUGCGCACAAGAAGUAAGUGAAGAAACGAUAGCUGUGGAUGACGUGCCCGCAGAAGAGGAACAGCAGAUUGAUUCACCAAAACCUUCUCCUCUCCUCGGACACUCUCAAGAUUCAGCAGUUUGUAGCAUCGAUUGUGCAUCUCCUGAAGAUUUGGAACCCGAAAAUUUCGAAGAAGAGGACUUAUGGCUAGUAGAAUUUCCUCAGAACAUCCCAGUACCAUUGGCUGUGGUUGAGGGAAAGCGGGCUAGGCUGAGAAGGCAUUCCAGCGUGGAAGUGGGGAAUGAAUUGCCCUUUCGCUUGGCAACGCAAAAACCUCCAAGUCUUUUCCUCAGAUCAACUGCCGACAGUGAAAUUUUGAAAUCUCCUCGCAGGUUCAGUGAAUCUCAAGCAAGACCUGAUGUCGUGGCACUGAACAAUACUUUUGCCGCCAGGGUGCGUAGAGUUUUCGCAAAGGUAAAAGCAAGCAAAGCCCAAGAAGACCAAUCCAUACCUGGCACAUCCUCUCUCCAAGGGACGUUCAAGUGGCCUUUGUUGUCCACGAAAGCUGAAAGUAAAUCUGGUGGCAGGCGUUCGAGUACCGGAUCCACGAAUGACAGACAAGUGCGAUUACCAUUCCUCUUUCAACAACGAUCAACGCCCAGCACUUCCAAGCGUCACCAGAAGUCACGCGAGCAAGAUGAUGGCGAUGAUAGCGAUGAAAUUUCAAGACUGGGAAGUGAUGACAGGCCAGUCAUCAAACGAUUCUUACCCACAAUUACAGAAUCAUGCAGCUUCGACAGUCUGCGUGAAUCGCCUUUGUUGACGCAGGCUAGUCCACCUCCAGUGUCCAGCAUGCCUAACUUGGACGAAAAAGGAAUGGCUACAAGUUCGGUUGUGAUAGACAUGACCGCUGCAGAUGACGAGGUGUGCACGUGAGAUCAAAAAUGGUGACGUAAGAAAGUAAACUAAGACGUUAAUGCAGUCAGGUUUAUGAAUAUUGCUGAACUGAAUGUAUUACGUUAAAAACUUUAAUUUAUUAAGGUUAUGUGUUCAAAGAGCUACCGCAACGAAACGAAUCAUUUUUACCGAAGUCAUCUUCGACAAUUUAACUUAAACUGAAAGUCAUUUGGUGUUGCGUCCAUAAAUUCAACCGCAAGUGAAAAGUAAUUUUGUUAAAUUUUCCUAACAGUUAGUUAUAUGUAAUCAUCUGUGUACACAAAACUAAACAGAUUCCUCUAUCCUUGUAAUGUUACCUGUGUAUAUAUACAUAUGUUUACGUCGAAAGUCAAAAAUGGUCGAGUGAGGAAUUCGAAAAAAAUAAUUUUUUAAAACCAGUGUCUGCAUGUAUAUAGACUAAGGUAAUUAAGUCAGAGAAUCUUUAAUAGUUAUACGUAUAAUACAAAAAUAUUUUCUUUCAUUGGGUUAGUAUGCUAUUCUAAAUAUCAAGAAUUAUUUCAUGUUUAGAAGGAGAUUAGAUUUUUUUACAUUUUUCUUUUUUAUUCUUUAUUCAGAUCUUACUGAUUUUAUCCCUAACAUAUAGCAUUAUGAGAAACGCAGAUUUAAACUCUAGUUUCAUAUACAUAUAUAUUGAAAGGAUGUAUUUUCACUUGCACCACACCUGGCCUUCAUGAUUUCUUUUUUAUUUCUGUACAGAAAAUCCUGCCCUCACACUAUUAACAAAACAAAAAUUUCCAUGAGAAACAUAGAGUCUUAAAAACUAUUUUUAAACAUCUGUUGCAGUAGAGAUACACUAGCAUCAUUUUAUCCAAAUUCUUAUUUAAAUUUUUCUUCCUAUCUUAAGUUUUACAUUGUUUAUAUCCUUUAAAUCACUGAUCAUAUGCUCUGCAACUGCCAAUCCUUUCUUUCCCAUAGGAAAAAAUAAAUCAUAUAUCCCAUUAACAAAUUUCCUGUUAAAAGUGUUGCUAACGUUUGCAACUAUUCUAGUCCUGUGGAAUUUCAAAUGAAAUCAAAGUUAGAAAUAUAAAAUUUGCCUACUUGGUUUUUCGUGAGUUCUUUGCGAGGGCCUCUAAGCGAUCUUCAUCUUUAAUCUAAUCCUUCAAGGAACAUCCAGCCAAAUGAUUGAUACACAAGCGGACUUUUUCUGAAAUGACAUGUCAACUUUUUAACAUAUUUCGAUUCUAGGACUCAAAUUAUGCCAAACUGCCAAGUUUGGUAAAAAUCGCAAUAAUAAAA